AUGAGAUUCGUCGAUGUCCGCUGCACUGGUCGGAAGCCCUGUAAUGCUUUGACAUUUGGCAGCGAAUUACUCCGUGAUAUCGUGAUGACGUCUGGCGAUCUGCUCCAUCAGAUGAGGAAUGAGAGGAAAACAACACAUGCGCAACUUCAAGUUGCACGGCAGCAGGCACAAUGCUUCCAGAGGACCGGUUUCAUCGCGUCCAACUCGCAGUUGAUACUGAAGGGUUCAACUGAAGCCGGGUCGUAUUGGUUGGUUCACCAUCCGAUGCGGUUCGGUGAACAUGACAUCCAUAAAGCCAUUGAGCUUGAGCUGUGUGACAAAAAAUAUUCCAAGCUGGCUUUGGAAAGUGUUCUCAUCGUGGCGGCGAGGCGAGGCGUCGAGUUGCUGAUGGGCUGCAACUAG
Messenger RNA from Aspergillus udagawae, 402 nucleotides. RefSeq lists its product as uncharacterized. Bases 1 to 402 code for a protein of 133 amino acids. The record is from RefSeq and is a predicted model, not a curated record. The transcript is spliced from 2 exons. NCBI's taxonomy places the organism in Eukaryota, Fungi, Ascomycota, Eurotiomycetes, Eurotiales, Aspergillaceae.